Molecule: messenger RNA, 876 nt
Organism: Penicillium oxalicum
Lineage: Eukaryota; Fungi; Ascomycota; Eurotiomycetes; Eurotiales; Aspergillaceae
Exons: 2
Coding region: 1-876 (291 amino acids)
Source: RefSeq, a predicted model, not a curated record
AUGAAGUCCUUCGCCCUCUCCGCUGCCAUUCUGGCGUCCGCUGUUGCGGCUUUGCCCACGAGCAUCCUCCCUAACGGUGCUUCCGGUGUCCUUCCCCCCACCCUUCCUACCCCCAGCUGCGCGCCUUCCGGCGUGUCCGUUUCUUCGGGAGUUCCAAGCAGCGUGUCCGUUGCUGCCAACGGUUACAAUGCGGAAGCCUCCGCUGGCUCCGCCCAGGUCUCGACCGGUGAAGUGACCAGCCAAGUCUAUGGCACGGCCUCCGACAAGGUCGAUGAUGUCUUGAGCGUCACCGAUGAGGCCGGCAAGAUGGUUCAGGUUGAGCUGGAGCCUACCGUGGCUCGCCUUCUCGGCAGCCUCCACAUGGGAAGCAUUAAGGGAUCUGUCGGACAGAUCAUCCAGGUUGCACCUACCAUUCAGGAGCUUCACAUCGACGGUGCCACUGGCGGCCUGAUCACCGUUGCCACUCACGAUGGCAGCGUUGCUCUCGUCAAGCUCAACGCCGUGGUGGAGGAUCUCCUCUCAAGCCUCGGUCUUUCUCAGGCUGGCUCUCUGGUUGGCUCCAUUGUUGGCCACGUGGAGGAUGUGGUGUCUGGUGUCGCGACCAGUGUCAAGCGCGGCCUUUUGUCCGAGGUCAUGACCGUCACCGACCUCCACGUUGGCACCGUCGUUGCCGAAGUCCCCGCUGUGUCCGACCUGACCACCGCCGCCAAGCACGUUGCUGCCAACCCCAACCAGCUUUUUGGCGUUCUUGGCCAGGACGGUGUCUCUGCCCUCCUGGUGAAGGUCGACAGCACUUCCACCGGUCUGCUGUCUAUGCUCGGUCUGUCUAGCCUGACUUCUACCGUUGGCAGCGUUGUCCCCGCCGGUCUUUUGUAA